CCUGCAGGUGGCAGCACUGAGCCCAGAGGGGGAAGAGGUCGCUGCUGUGACGGUAGAAAAAUGCUUUAGUCCGAAUUAAACGUUAAUUCAUGACAAUUUAACCGAUCAAAGCCGCGCUCGGUCCUCUGACAAUGAUGGCCUCCAGCUACAAAGACGAGGACGGACACAUCAGCGUGUCGGGAUCCGGCGCUCCAGCCGGGGCCGUGGGCGACUCUCUGCGGAGCAAGAAGCCUGAAAACACCGCCUUCAAGCAGCAGAGACUCCCGGCCUGGCAGCCCAUCCUCACCGCGGGGACCGUCCUGCCCGCCUUCUUCAUCAUCGGCCUCAUCUUCAUCCCCAUCGGCAUCGGCCUCUACGUGACGUCCAACAACAUCAAGGAGUUCGAGAUCGAUUACACGGGCGUGGACGUGUCCAGUCCGUGCUUCGACUGCUCCCAGAAGCUGAGCUGGAACAGCACCAGGCCCUGCACCUGCUCCAUCACCUUCCAGCUGGACCAGCCCUACGAGAGCAACGUCUUCAUGUACUACGGCCUGUCCAACUUCUACCAGAACCACCGGCGCUACGUGAAGUCCAGAGACGACAGCCAGCUGAACGGCAACGAGGAGUCGCUGAGGAAGCCCAGUAAGGAGUGUGAGCCGUACGCCAAGCACAGCAACAAGCCCAUCGCGCCGUGCGGAGCCAUCGCCAACAGCAUGUUCAACGACACCCUGGAGCUGUUCUACAACGAGCCGAACGGAACCAGGGUCCAGAUCCCCCUGACGGCCACGGGCAUCGCCUGGUGGACGGAUAAACACGUGAAGUUCAGGAACCCCGGGGGGGAGAACGGGAACCUCACCGCUGCUUUUCAAGGAACGGCCAAGCCGGUGAACUGGCGCCGGUCCGUCUACGAGCUGGACGCCGACCCGGACAACAACGGCUUCAUCAACGAGGACUUCAUCGUGUGGAUGAGAACCGCCGCCCUGCCCACGUUCCGUAAGCUGUACCGGAUCAUCCAGAGGCGGAACAACCUGCUCCCCACGCUGCCCAGGGGGAACUACACCCUGGAGGUGGUGUACAAUUACCCGGUGCGCAGCUUCGAGGGCAGGAAGCGGAUGAUCCUCAGCACCAUCUCCUGGAUGGGGGGCAAGAACCCCUUCCUGGGCAUCGCCUACAUCACCGUGGGCUCCGUCUGCUUCCUGCUGGGCGUCGUCCUCCUCAUCAUCCACCACAAAUACGGCAACCGCACCAACGGCGCCGACAUCUCUCACUGAGGGACGGACCGCGGCUCGGACCGCGGCUCGGUUCUGCUGCAGCCAGCAUCUUCACCUGGGAGGCGGAACAUCAGAGCCGCUUGUUGAGCGUCCCCACGGC
Messenger RNA from Fundulus heteroclitus (mummichog), 1350 nucleotides. Its product is annotated as cell cycle control protein 50A. Bases 132 to 1250 code for a protein of 372 amino acids. Lineage: Eukaryota; Metazoa; Chordata; Actinopteri; Cyprinodontiformes; Fundulidae. The transcript has 7 exons. Gene Ontology annotation, biological process: phospholipid translocation. The record is from RefSeq and is a predicted model, not a curated record. Gene Ontology annotation, cellular component: endoplasmic reticulum; Golgi apparatus; plasma membrane.